Penicillium macrosclerotiorum is the source of this 192-nucleotide messenger RNA. RefSeq lists its product as uncharacterized. The coding region runs from base 1 to 192 and encodes 63 amino acids. The record is from RefSeq and is a predicted model, not a curated record. The transcript has a single exon. Lineage: Eukaryota; Fungi; Ascomycota; Eurotiomycetes; Eurotiales; Aspergillaceae.
AUGCGAUUUACUCUUUUCGCUCUAUUCGUUUCCUUGGCGGUUGUUGUUCUCGCAACCCCUGGGGCUGAGGUCAAGCGCGAAGCUGCUCCUGAAACCGACAACUUGAUCGAUCUGGGAAGCACUGGCGCUAACCAAUACAAUGGCCAAGGCGAGGGAAUUGUUGGCGUCGAGGGUCUCGGUGUCGGACUCUGA